AUGGCUUCCACCACCAACAUCCUCCCUCUCCGCACUUCAAUUCUCAUCAACCCUAGAUCCCGUCCAAACCUCCGUCACCGUAAUCCUUCUCUCCGUCUCUCUCUCCCCCACAAUCCCACCUUCAAUCUCUCCCUCAAAACCCCUAAACCCAUCGUCUCCGCCGUGCCCUCCUCGUCUCCAACACUCUCCACUAAACCCCAACCCCAAUUCCCCUUCUCCGACUCAACAAAAUCAAUCACAACCCUCGCGCUUCUAACCGGAAUCGUAACCAAAUCCCUAAUCCACAAACUCUCCGUCGCGAUCGCAAACCUCUCCCCACAAAUCCAAACCUCCCUCCGAAUCUCCGGUCCACUGUUCUUCGCGUCGAUUCGUGACCGCCCCGCCGGUUAUCUGAAUACGCCGUUGACGGUAGUCGCGGCGGGGCUAUCGAAGUGGCUCGACAUCUACAGCGGCGUGUUGAUGGUCAGAGUUUUGCUUAGUUGGUUCCCCAACAUUCCAUGGGAUCGUCAGCCUUUGUCCGCCAUUAGAGACCUCUGUGAUCCUUAUUUGAAUCUCUUCAGGAACGUUAUCCCUCCGGUGUUUGAUACGCUUGACGUUAGCCCUCUGUUGGCUUUUGCUGUUUUGGGAACUUUGGGUUCGAUUCUCAACAAUAGCAGAUGA
Messenger RNA from Microthlaspi erraticum, 660 nucleotides. Lineage: Eukaryota; Viridiplantae; Streptophyta; Magnoliopsida; Brassicales; Brassicaceae. The record is from the annotation of a GenBank genome assembly.